AUGGACAGUUCUUUAUAUCCACGGCGUAAUUUUCGCUCUAGAGGUCGUAUUACCCCUCCAGCAUUCUUAUCUAAAGUUACGCAUAAAACAACAGAAUUUAUCAAUCAUCUACGUGGUCGAAUUGAAUCACCCGUAUUAAAAACAAGCCAUACCACUUUAUUAUCACGUCGACGUGGUGAUUCAUCUGAUGGCUUUAGCAGCGGGAGUAAUACUAACAUUAAUAAUAAUAUAGAAUUAAAUGAAAUUGAUACAAGUUCAAUUAAAACGACAUCAACAAGUUCAUCAGCACAUUCAGGAUUCUUAGGUUUUACACUGCCGACAACAGUUGAUAUCGACGAUCCUCUACCGAUACCUGUCUGUCGUUUAGGUAAAUAUCAAGCUGAAUGGAAUACUGGAGAGUUGGGUGCCUGGCGUCUACUUACACAUGAUACAAUCUCUGCGAUUCCAACUAGUCAGUCAGGCGAUGAUCGAAAUGAGCCGAGUUUAUCAGUGCUAAAGCGUAUGAAUAAAGAUUUAAAAGAAGAACAGAAAUUCUUAUUGACAAAAUUAAAUCUUCUGUAUGACAGUUUAGUGAAACAAACCGCACUAGUAAAUCAGCAUGAAAGAAAACUAGAUCAAUUAAGGAUACAGUUAAAGCAAAGAACAGAAAAUACACCAGAAGAUAUCAGAGCUGAUCUAAUCCAUGAAUUGAAUGAACAGAUUGAAAAGACUAGAUCACGUCAACACUUAGAUUUGAUGUCGAUCACUGAAAGUAUACGAAGUGAAAGUACAGACAAUGAUGAGAAUACAACUAAUGCUAGUAAAGGUCAAUCUUCGAAUAAUACAAAUCGAUUGUUGAAUAAAAAUAAGAGUAGAACAGUGAAUCAUGAUGACAACUCUUCAACUAUUCGCUAUGAUGAAACCCAUAGUUUAUAUUCAUCUAAAAAGACGACAAAAGAUGAAGUCGGUGACCAGAAUGUUGAUGAGUUAAGUCAAGAAGGAGAAGAUAAAGACGCGGAUAUUGAUGAUGACGAUGAUAGGGAUGAAGAAGAUUUAGGAGACGAAACUCACCUCCAAAAUGAACGACAAAAUCAAAAAAUUCGUAUGGAUGUUAAAAGUCAAAAUCAACAUCUAACAGGGAAACAGUUUUCACAAAUUCCAAUUGAAAAAUCGAAAUCAUCUGUUAGGAAGUUCACUGAAAAUGAAGUGACUUCAUUUGAUUCCUCCUAUACAGAAAUGUCAGCAAGUCAAUCGAAAGGCAGACAUGACACUGAGACAUCAGAAAGUGAAUCAACAGAGUCAGUAUAUCAUCAUAAAUCCAGUGAUAGUUCAGAUGACAAUGUUGAUGUGAAAUCGGAAACUCUACAAGAAUCAAGUAGUCAGGAGAAAGAUAGUAAGACAGAAGACAAUGACAAUGAUGACGUUGAUGAUGAUGAUGAUGACGAUAGUGACGAAGACAGCAGCGAAGAAGAGUUAACGAAAACUGAUGCUUCUGAAAGUGAGUCAGGUGUUACAGAGAGUCGUCAAAGAGUUGUACAAUUUGGAACUGUAUCUAGACGGUAG
Trichobilharzia szidati is the source of this 1542-nucleotide messenger RNA. The record is from the annotation of a GenBank genome assembly. NCBI's taxonomy places the organism in Eukaryota, Metazoa, Platyhelminthes, Trematoda, Strigeidida, Schistosomatidae.